This is a messenger RNA of Sclerotinia trifoliorum, 1046 nucleotides long. The record is from the annotation of a GenBank genome assembly. Lineage: Eukaryota; Fungi; Ascomycota; Leotiomycetes; Helotiales; Sclerotiniaceae.
AACAUUCAUCUGGCAACAUUCUGACAACUAAACCAAACAGUAAACAAAGCAAACCUACUUGACAUCCCCUCAGAACUUCCAACUGAUCAGGAUAUCUAUAAGAAUGGCGAUGCACAUCGAGUCUUCUAUGCAGUUCAGCAAAUUACUGGGCUCAUCAACUAUCGUAAUUUCGGAUUGUAAGUUGGUAUCAUCCUCCAAUGCGAUGGAUGCACGCCACUAACAAUACAUGUAGUUUAUGCAGACUGGUGCGGACCCUGCAAAGCUAUCGCUCCAACCUACGAAUCUCUAGCUACAAAGCACUCGAAGCCAAAUCGUGUUACAUUCACAAAAAUAAAUGUAGACAACCAGCAGUCCAUAGCUCAGCGAUAUGGAGUUAGAGCGUAAGCCCAGACCCUACUACCUUCAUUAGACCUCGUUCUCAUAAUUCUGUCAGCAUGCCAACCUUCCUCAUCUUCCGAUCCGGUGCCGUGAUUGAGACUAUUCAAGGCGCAGAUGUUCGCAAGCUCACGACUGCCAUCGAGAAUGCUGUGAAACUUUCUGGCGCUGCGAAGCCAGUUUAUUCCAGCGCGGGGCGAACACUAGGCGGAUCUUCCCCUACAAGCUCCAGCGCGAUGGCAAGAAACUUCAGCUUUGACAGGCUAGUUCACAAUAUUAUUGCAUUUUUUGGUUUGUACCUCUACUCGCUAUUCUCAUUUGAUGCGUACACUGCAGCCGAGAAUUCGCCUUUCAAUAUCCAUAAGGUCCCUACGGCACCUGCAGCAAGAUCAACUGGCGGACGAACAGGAGCAACGACUCAGGCCGGGAAAAAACUAGGGACUAUUGCUGAUAUAGCGGGCAAAGACUGAAUGGAGGCUGGAUGAAGAGCGUGGAGUUUACGGGGCGCUAUGGGGCGCUACGGGGCUGGCGCAAUAUUCUAUACAACCGUUCGGUUAGGUUACAUCCUCGUGGCUCUUCUUGGUGCAAUUGAGUUGUUGAGCAAGAGUUAUGGUAGAGAAUUCUAUUUCAGCCUAGUUAUUUCUGUUCAAUCGUGCAAUCUCACCACCUGC